UCCGUCGCCCAACUUCUCGAUGCCUUGACUUAUUUACAGUCACUUUACCAUCCAGAAGUCCGUGGCUCGCGUCGCCAACGUGUGCAGGUACCUGUAUCUAAUGGAGAGCAAAAUUACGCCUUCGCCUAUGAAGAUGAUAGCGAACUCCAAGCUAUCCGAUCUGACGCAUUCGAGCGCUCAUAUUCCACUCGCUGGCUUACCACUCUAAUCGCACAGCUCGAGGUCUGGCAAGACUUAUCGCACUCCGACGAAGUCUUAUUGGAUGAUCUUGGGACGCCAGAGCCUACCUUGGCUUACACAGAGAUACUCGUCCAACAAGCCGCGUCGCUGCUCGCGAUUGGUGUCGGGGAUCGCUGCUGCUGGAAUGAUCACCCACGGGCAGAGACGAGUGGAAGCUCAGCUCACAGAUAUUCUGCUGGACAAUAAUGACUGCGGGAGUGUGGGAGUGCAGACAUGGGGCGCGGCAUGUGUCUUGGCAGAAAUGGUUCUCGAAGAUCCUGAGCGGUUUGGACUGGAUUCUUCCUCUCACGGCCCUGAAUCACGCAGGCUCAACGUCCUUGAGCUCGGAGCAGGAACAGGGUUGGUUAGCUUAGUGGUUAUGAAAUUACUGGAUACAUUGCCAUCUUUCAACCAUCGCGAGGUUCAUGUGGUUGCGACCGAUUUCCAUCCUUCUGUGUUGGCCAACCUCAGGUCAAACGUUGACGCGAAUGUCUCCUCCACGCACAAUCAAAUUACUUCAACCCAUUCCAUUACCACUCAUUUCCUCGACUGGUCAUCAUUCUCUACUACUCCUCGACCGGAUUGUCUUUCGUAGCCAUUUGAUGUGGUCCUUGGUGCAGAAGUGCGAAAUCUAUAUCAUUAAUACUACUGCAAGUCUUACGAUCCCGCCGUACAGGACUCACUCGACACUGCGGCAGAAGCUUAACAGGGUAAAAGACGAUAGGUUAUGGGAUCCUCACUCGACACCAUAAACCAGCAACACUUGAGAUUGCUGUCGACGAGAAAGGAAAGUUGCUUGCCGCAACCCGCUAUGCUCAAGGUCAGCUGCAGUGGUACAUGCGAGGAAGCUGGGAGAUGAUGCAUAAGUUGAGGGUGCUGAGAGCCUGAGAGGAGUGGCACAUCGCAUGCGUGCUAACGCCAACUUGGCGUCCAUUCGAUGCAGAGAAGUUCAGUAUACUAUUUGACGCGAAACUUACCAUCUUCCAAGCGCAGAAGCACAGUUUACGACAUUGCUCAUAUAACUAGGGUAUACAUUAAAUAAAAUUGAAGAAUCGAUAAUAG
Messenger RNA from Suillus discolor, 1281 nucleotides. RefSeq lists its product as uncharacterized. Lineage: Eukaryota; Fungi; Basidiomycota; Agaricomycetes; Boletales; Suillaceae. The record is from RefSeq and is a predicted model, not a curated record. The coding region runs from base 365 to 814 and encodes 149 amino acids. The transcript has 2 exons.